Molecule: messenger RNA, 1455 nt
Organism: Olea europaea var. sylvestris
Lineage: Eukaryota; Viridiplantae; Streptophyta; Magnoliopsida; Lamiales; Oleaceae
Product: SHUGOSHIN 2-like
Exons: 9
Coding region: 424-1299 (291 amino acids)
Biological process (GO): maintenance of meiotic sister chromatid cohesion; meiotic sister chromatid segregation
Cellular component (GO): chromosome, centromeric region
Source: RefSeq, a predicted model, not a curated record
ACAUUCAAUCACUUUGCUUCGGAAGGCCGUUAUAAACUCCGAACCACAAAUCUUUACCUUUUGCUUUUACUUUAGCUUUUUUUGAUUUCCAUCUUUCUCAAUCCGCCACGAUUCCCUCCCUUAACAACGGCGAUUUCCAUCUUCAGUUACUAUUUUAUAUAUGUUAUGAUACUUUUGAUUCCAAUUAUAUGUUUCUCAUCAUACAUUUCGAAGACUAGAAGGCCAUAGUUUAUUUUCGUUAAUUUUUUUCUGUAAUUAGUGUCAGACACAUAAACCCAUUUUGUAGAACAUCCAUUUGUCCCUUUGGUGUAAUUUCACUUCAGGAUAAUUUUGGGUCUGAAUUUAGUGUUCAUUUCUAGGAAAUUCCACUUGGGUAUCUUGAAUUUUGAGGUUAUUUUUCGAAAGGGAUCUUGAAGGAGGAUUAUGAAAGGGGAUAAAAUGGCGAAAAGAUCCUCUUUUGGAAACAUGGUGAGAAGGAGGCUUUCAGAUAUUACUAAUUCUUUGCCAAAUCCCAAGUCUCCUGCGAUUGUGGAGAAGUUGCCCUCAGAAUCUGCUUCUGGCAAAGAUUACAUUGACCAACUAGUUAAGGAAAACGUCGGAUUGGUGAAACUUAUUCAAGACAAAAAUAAAAUCAUAGAACUAAGUGGAAUAGAGAUUCAAAAUUUGAGAGAGAGUGUACAGAAGAUGCAGUUGCAGAACUGGAAUCUCGCACAAUCAAAUAGUCAUAUGUCAGCGGAACUUAAUUUGAGUAAAGAAAGGUUGAAAACACUGCAACAUGAACUUGUAUGUAAGGACGCUCUUCUUAAAGCAAAGAGUCUAGAACUUAAGGGACCAGAAGAAGUGAAUGCUGAAAAGAAUGGAUUACAGUUGGAGACUAAGGAGCAUGAAAUGUUCGAUAUGGAGGCUGGAACUAAUGAGGAUAGCAAACAGGGAAAUGGAAGCAGGAGACGACGUGCCUCAAGAAGCCGAUCGUCUGGCCAGUCAACAUCAUCUCAACAAGUUGUAGAGAAAGAAGUAAUGAAAACCAAAAGGCUUUGUUUGAGAAGACAAUCUGCUGCUACUUACAGAAUACAACACCAGGAACCGGCAGAGAACUUGUUCGAGAUUGAUUAUGACACAUUUCCAGUGGCCGGACCAUUGAAUAAUUCUGCACGUGAAGAUGGAUCCUAUUCACCACCUUCAUCUGAAGCUCAAGAACCACGUAGAACUUCCAUUGGACGACCAUUACGAAGUGCAGUCGAGAAGGUUGAAUCCUACAAAGAAAGACCUAUUAACAUCAAAAUGAGGAGAACACAAUGAUCACUGUCAAAUUUGUCGAGAACUCAUGAUUAGAUAGCAUGUUAUGAUGCUGCAUGACCUUUUGUGUUUUGUUUAUUGUAUAACUGUAUCUUUAUGACAUUAUUUGGAGUAUUUGUGGUUGAAAAGUGUGGAAAAUUUGUGGUAUUUUUUGGAGAA